Molecule: messenger RNA, 2137 nt
Organism: Salpingoeca rosetta
Lineage: Eukaryota; Choanoflagellata; Craspedida; Salpingoecidae
Product: DNA ligase
Exons: 11
Coding region: 53-2047 (664 amino acids)
Biological process (GO): DNA repair; DNA recombination
Molecular function (GO): DNA ligase (ATP) activity; zinc ion binding; ATP binding
Source: RefSeq, a predicted model, not a curated record
GCUGCCAACACGAACAACAACACCAACAACCAACCCGCUCACACAGCUCACGAUGGCUGGUGGAGGCAAGAAGGCACCGCUGCCGGAGUGCCGGUUUGGCUUGUCGUGCUAUCGCAAGAACGUCAAGCACUUUGACGAGUACUCACACCCGUGCAAGUACGGCGCAGCGUGCUAUCGCCGCGAUCCCGACCAUUUCCACAAGUACACGCACCCCAAGGCAUCCAAAACCACAACAGCAGUCGCCGUUGCCGCUGCGAAAGCCAUCGCCGACGAUGACGAUGACGCGCGCGUGAGCGACGGUAGCGACUCCGAUGGGGACGCGCGCCGACGAGGCAAGACAACAGCCAAGCGCAAGGCCGGUGGUGUCAGUGAUGAGGACGACGACGACGAUGACAGCGACGAUCGUGGUGAUGCACCAGCUGCACGUCGCAAGCCCAAGAUAGCGAAAGCCGCUCGCAAGGCUGCCAGCGACAGUGGCAGCAGCGACAGUGACAGCGAUGGCAGUGGGUCGAAGACUUCAGCAGCCACAGCAUCAUCGAUCCGAGAUCUCAAAGUCGUGUUCACGGGUACAUUUGAGUCUGGGAUUCGGCGCGUUGUGGAGAACGAAGCGUCCAAGCUGGGUGCGAUUGUGGGCUCCAGCGUGUCGUCCAAGACGGACCUGCUGGUCAUUGGCGGCCUCGUGCGUCCCUUUGGAGCCAAGGAGGAUCGCGCAUCAGACCUUGGUGUGCGCGUGAUCUUUGAGAAGGAGUGGAACGACAUGGUGUUUGCAGAGUAUCGUCGACGCCGAACAGCAAAAGGAGCAACGUCGACGAAGAAGGCGCACAAGAAGGAAAAGAAAGCAACUCCCCACCGCGACGCAGAUGAUGAUGAUGAUGAUGAAGAUGAUGAUGAGGACGACAAUGUGGACGGCAAUGAGGAUGAGGAUGAGGAUGAUGAUGAUGGUAAUGGUGACGACGAUGACGCUGAUGCUGAUGCUGAUACACCCAAACCACUGCACAAGCUGGAGGAUGGUGAGAGCGUGGACUACACGUCACCCUCGGGCUCCUCCUACAAGAUCAAGCGUACCGGCGAUCACUACUACUGCACGUGCCCUGCGUGGCGGAACCAGAGCGCCCCGGUCAACGCGCGCACAUGCAAGCACCUCUGCGCCUACCUCGGCGACGCGUUUGAGAAAGCGCGUGUUGGCGGCGUGAAGACGGUGCCUUUGAAGGCACGCGGAACACCGAAGCCAGACCUGCUCCUGGCCCAGCGUUGGGAGGCGCGUGUUGAUCCGACUGACUGGCACAUGAGCGAGAAGCUGGAUGGCGUUCGCGCGUAUUGGAACGGAAAAGAGCUCCUGUCCCGCCUUGGCAACGCGUUUGCAGCCCCUUCCUGGUUUACAGGCACUCUCCCGCGGGACAUGACACUUGACGGGGAGCUGUUCAUGGGCCGCGGGCGCUUCAACGACACCGUCAGCGUCGUGCGAACCGUCGGCAGCAAGCGGUGGACAGAUGUCACAUACCAGGUGUUUGAUUGUCCCAGUGAGGGCGCACGUGUGUUUGAGGAGCGAGUGGAGGCUUUGCAGCGCUGGCAUUCUGCGCAGCCGUCCGGCCAUGUGAAGCAUGUCUCCCUCGUCCAGCACACAAGGGUGCGGGAUGUGAAGCACAUGGAGGAUGAGCUGGAGCGUGUUGUGGCGCGUCUUGGGGGCGAGGGCCUGAUGCUCCGACAGCCAAAGUCGACCUACGCAAAGACACGAUCGUCCACACUGCUCAAGGUGAAGCGCUUCUACGAUGCGGAGGCGCGCGUUCUUGCUCAUGUGCCCGGCAAAGGCAGACACAAGGGCGCAAUGGGCGCGUUGGAGGUGGAAAUGGAGUGUGGAAAGAAGUUCAAGAUUGGCACGGGGUUCUCGGACGCACAGCGCAGAUCCCCGCCAAAGGUUGGCGCCAUCAUCACAUACAAGUUCCAGGAACUGACCCCAGAUGGGAUUCCCCGCUUUGCGGCCUUUGUUGGCGAGCGUGCAGACGCUGCUGGACCAAAGGACUACAUCCCAAAGCGCACGUCAGCAUGACAGACACACAGCACAAGAAGCGCAUCUCUCUUGUCUCUUGUUUCUUGUCUCUUGUUUGUCCUGUGAAUAAUACAUGAAGAUAUUCGCCAA